GUUUGAGGAGAAAGACUUGCUGGUUAAGUACUCCUAUAAUGGCAGUUAAUUGUUCACUUGAAAUUAUUGCGAUUUAAAUACGCUGUGGUGUUUAAAGUAUGCACUUUCGUUGUGUCACAAUAAUCUUGAAAAUGUAUUUAAGAUAGAUUAAUGAUGAAGUUUGUGAUGGAAAAAUUAGCACAUAUUUUUCUGCUAUUUCUAAGCUUCGACAAUGGCUACUGUGGCUGUUCGGGAAAUGUUAACCAGACUAAAGUGAUCAAAAUGUGCACAGCCGGCACGAUAAAGGGACCGGAAGUCUACAUAGACACAUCAGAGGCCCGUCGAACUAUGAACAUCCGGUCGUCUGUUUGUCAUUGCACAGCUACAUUCACAGACCUAUUGUUUUAUUCUCUAAGUAUUACGGGCCCUUCUGGAACGUGCGGUUCCCUUUUUAAAUUUAAAAAUCCAAGCGACAAUAGCUCCAAAACAUCACAAGAAGAGUGUUCAUCUAAAGAGCAUAGGACCGUCAAAGUUGGGGCUAAAAUGAUCGUUAAUAUCACAUUGGACAAACUUCACCAACCAUUUGAGGCGGAAUUUUGUGCACUCAUGAAGCCAGAUCUAUGCGGCGCGAAAGAGUUCCAGUGCGAAGGAGAUGGAACGUGUAUUGAUAAGGAGUUCAGAUGUGACCAACAGCCGGACUGCCUCGACGAGUCCGAUGAAAAGGACUGUAAAAACACAGCCGUGUGUUCUGAGAACAUGGACGCCUGUAUGGACGGGAAUGGUUGCUUCCGAGAGUCGGAUCGCUGUGACAACGUGUCGACUUGUGCAGAUCACACGGACGAGAAAGACUGUGGACUUCAAAAUGGGCAAAACGACACACAAGGAAGGCAUGAUACCAAUACCGGACCUUCAAUAAAAGUUGAAUGUUUUGAAAGCCAGCAUUUUUCCACUACCACCACAACCACUACCACCACCACCACCACAACAACAACAACUACAACACCAACUACAACAACUACCACAACAACAACACCUUCAUCAACAACAACCCCAACAACAAAACCUACGACAACAACAAAACCAACGACAACACCAACAACAACGAGGACAACAGCAGCAGCCACAAUCACUUCCACUUUAACACCGACGGCAAAGGCGACAACGACACCACCACUAACAUCUACAAACGAUAUCUGGUCAGCAGAGUCAACAACCACACCAAAUGUUAUGGACGAAAGCACUGAAGACAGGAGUAACAAGGGUGUUUCACCUGGUUCGAAGACUCAUGCAGAGCCAACAGUGGCCCCUAAAUCAUCCCUUAUUACUAAUCCAUACAUUAUAGCAGGGAUCGCUGUUUUGGCUGUGGUAGCGUUAGCCGGGACCAUUUGUAUAGCAGCGGCCAUUCGAAAACGGAUAAAGGCACAACAAUCUAGAAACAUAACCAACCCCGAUCUGUGGAUACCUAACAAAGAGGGUCCAAAUGAGAUGCAGUCAUUUGACAAAUGAGGAGACUGAAUAUUGUUUUAAAUAUUUAUGAAAUCACUGUUAACAAGAAGUAUCAUUAUAGGUAGACAAUAUUGUUUUUAUUGAACACUUGCUUGAACUGGAUGCAUUUCAGUGAAUUCAGCGUAUGAUUACUGAUUCUGCGUUAUUUUAAGCAUAAUAUAAUUAACAACGAUUAUGAAGAAAGUUACGAUAACUUAUACUAAGUCAUUCUCGUUAGCACGAUAUUGCGCGACAGUCUGGUCUUGUUUUGGUGGGGGAAACCGGAGAUUCAGGACCCCCCCCCCCCACCCCACCCGCACACACACCCACACACACACACAUACACACACACACACACACUUUAUUUUGAUUCUGCGUUAGGUAAACAGGGAAUAAAUAAACUGGUUAUAAUUAUUAUAUUAAUUUUCAUUUAAAAGCAUAUAUAUACAUAUAUAUAUAUGUCAUGCUUUUCGAUGAAAUAUGGAGCAUUAUCAGUGAAAUAACAAUAAUUCCAAUUCAUUGCUUGCAGGGAAAUUAUCAACUUUUGGGACUAGAUGUUUACGAAUGGUAGUUACUUCCCUUAGAUCACAAAAUUGUUCUUCCCUUGCCAAUAUACAUGUUCACUUAUUGCGUCUGCAACACUUUUGGCAACUGUAAAAAAUAUAAAAAAUCAUAAUAAUAUGUUAUUUCAAAAUCGAUGAAAUUAUACGGAAGUGACUAUUAUCUCAUGCUUGGUAACAUUUUUGACAAAGAUGAUUUUCUAAGUAGUGCAUUUGAGAUUGAACAAGAUGAUGAAACACAGCAAGAAAAACAACAGUCUUACUACAAGAAAAUAAUCAAUGCUGAUAGAAACAUGACAAAAGAACCAUCAAAAGAAUGUUGAUCGGGUUUUUGUAGAAAUUGUAAAUAAAAAUACUGUGAAGAAAACGGA
Mya arenaria is the source of this 2395-nucleotide messenger RNA. RefSeq names its product integumentary mucin C.1-like. Gene Ontology annotation, molecular function: protein binding. Lineage: Eukaryota; Metazoa; Mollusca; Bivalvia; Myida; Myidae. The transcript is spliced from 9 exons. Bases 151 to 1485 code for a protein of 444 amino acids. The record is from RefSeq and is a predicted model, not a curated record.